AUGCCGCCACCUAAAUUAAGUAAGAAUAUUAAAUCAAUCCAGGGAGUCAGACUCGUCGGUUCAUCAUCCACUUGGGAUAUCAAACUCGAGUACCCCUCAGACUCUCACGGCACAAUCACAUCAAUCACCCCGCACGAGUCUUCCGGAGAUGACAUCCCACCUCCCUUCGCUUUACCGGCCCUGACUCACCCACAUAUUCAUUUGGACAAAGCGUUUAUUCAUAAUGCACGUGAAUAUUCCCAUCUUCUACCUUGCACGGGCACUUUCCAAGAAGCCUUGUCUUUUACCACCAAGGCCAAAGAGAGCUUUACCGAAGCCGACCUUCUGAAAAGAGGGGAGUGGUUAUUAGCCGAGUCUGUUUCCUCGGGAGUCACGGCGAUGAGAGCUUUUGUGGAGGUCGAUCAUACGGUCCAGUUGACCUGCUUAAGUGCAGCAAUUACGCUUAAGAGCCAAUGGAGCGAGGCCUGUCACAUUCAAAUUGCUUGCUUCGCCCAAGACCCCAUUUUCUCCAGCGAAUACGGAGAAGAAAACCGCACCCUGAUCGAAAAGGCUCUGGAAACCUAUCUGGAGAUCGACGUCCUGGGAACCACGCCCUACGUGGAAUCCAGCGUGGAGGCUUCAAAGAAGAAUAUCGAAUGGGCGAUCGAUCGCGCUUUACUCCUCGACAAACAUGUCGAUUUCCAUCUGGACUAUAAUCUGGAUCCCGGCAAGGAGGCACUCAUCUGGCAUGUGUUGCAGACACUGCAACAACGAGGCUGGACUGGUCGAACCACGCGGAGACGCGUGAUGCUAGGACAUUGUACGCGCUUAACCCUUUUGGCCGACGAAGAAUGGAACAAAAUAUCUCGCGUCAUCCAUGAGAACAAUCUCCCGGUGAGCUUCGUCGGCUUACCCACUAGCGAUCUAUAUAUGGCCGCGCCGCCGGGCCAAGGAGGUCCCCACCAACGGCCCAGGGGUACCCUUAGAGUUCCCGAACUGAUCCGCAAACACAAUCUGGAUGCAGUGAUCGGUGUCAACAAUGUCGGCAAUGCGUUUACGCCAUGGGGCUCUGCCGAUCCCUUAUUAUUGGCCUGUGUUGGGGUGGGGGUUUAUCAGGCAGGGGCACAGGAUGAUGCCAGACUUUUAUAUGAAUGCGUGUCCACUCGUGCCCGGGCUGCGAUUGGUCUUUCGGCUGAAACUAGUCUUAUUUUGCAACCGGGUAUUUGCCCGGAUCUUGUCCUCUUCCAUGAUCGAGACGACACCGGGUGUGGAAUAUCCCGCCCACGUACGAGCGUGGCUGAAGUGGUUUGGGAUCCACCGGUGCGAACUAGCAGAAGUUUUAUUACCAGCGGAAGACUGCAGGUUAGGCUUUCGGGUUUUGAUGAUGUGAAGUUUGAAUAUACAUGA
This is a messenger RNA of Penicillium pulvis, 1386 nucleotides long. RefSeq names its product putative zinc metallopeptidase. Lineage: Eukaryota; Fungi; Ascomycota; Eurotiomycetes; Eurotiales; Aspergillaceae. Gene Ontology annotation, molecular function: hydrolase activity, acting on carbon-nitrogen (but not peptide) bonds, in cyclic amidines. The record is from RefSeq and is a predicted model, not a curated record. The coding region runs from base 1 to 1386 and encodes 461 amino acids. The transcript has a single exon.